CCUUCCACGAGCAGGCUUCAACGUCAGCUUUGUCGCGAGCUCAACACCAAAACCUCACGUCCUGUCCUACAUGUGCCUCACUUCACCUUCCAGAACCCUGUCAGUACUUCGUGGCAGCAUCUGAGGGCAUUUCGUCACCAUGGAGCUCUUCCGAUCUCUUUUCGUCGUCCUCGGCGCCAUAUCAACACUCGCGCGCGCCGAUCUGAACGUCUGGCUCACGACUGGCCUCAGUGUUCUCAUGAAGCUCGACACGCCGGGCCUUCCUCUCACACAAUACAAUCCCGACACAUCCACGUGGGACAUCAUAUCCGCCAACAGCUCACUCCUUUUCAACUUCACCAUCACAAACAACAACCAAACCCUCCUCCUGAACUCAUUACCCAUCUACCCCCUCGACAACUACAACAUCCCACCCGUCCUCUCAGCGCUCAACAUCCCCGACGACGUCCCAAUCGACGGCUUAAAGCUCCUCCCUUCAACAAGCGCAUACCGCACCGUGACCCUCGACUACGACCGCCUCAUGUCCUCCCGCGACGACCCCUCCAUCAUAUACUACAACCCGGCGCCCAAACUGACCCUCAACAUCCUCGGCGCAUCCAGCUACCUCCUUGACGUCCCAUCCCAGUCCGUCCUUCAAAUCUCCAUGCUCGAUAUUCACCACACAACAUCUAUAUCACCGAUGCGCAGCUACAACAUCCAAUCCGCGUCGUUCAUCGCGCGCGCGCCAGAAACUCGCCGACCGGACGAUUCAUACGUGCAUCCGCAUCCACACUAUGCGAAUGCGUGUUCGUGGUGGUACUACCGAUGCGCUGAUUUUGACGAUCCGCCGUAUUAUCGCUUCGUGUGGCGCGCUGAGUUUGAUAGUAAUGGACGGAUUGGAUCGUUGCGCCAUUCCAUAGUGGCAGUACUGCACAGCACGCCGUAUAUAUUUGGUGUGUCGUGGGUGGCGUGGAUACUUGUUUUUAUGGGCGGUUUGGCUGGGGGAAUGCUUGGUGGGGCGUUUUUUCGAGUGUUGCGGUGGGUGCGUGCGAAGAGCACUGAGCGGCAAGACGAGGAGGAGGCUGGACAGGGGCUUUUGGAUGGGAUGGAGGAGAGUGCGGUGCUGGGGCCGAGGGCGGGGGAAUACCUGUUGGAACCAAGGGAGAGGGUGGAAGAAGAGGCACCGCCGAGUUACGAUAUUGCGACAAAGGAGUUGCCGCCUUUACCGGUUGUUGAAGGUGAUGAUAGCGAACAUGGUAGUGUACAGGCCGCCGCAAGGAGCAUCGAGUGAACUAUAUGUUAUGCAGACUCUGGUAGAUAAUUAGACUCAGACUCAAAAGACGACGUGUGAUAGACAGUGCGAUAUCACACUUUCACGAGCA
This is a messenger RNA of Pseudovirgaria hyperparasitica, 1361 nucleotides long. RefSeq lists its product as uncharacterized. Lineage: Eukaryota; Fungi; Ascomycota; Dothideomycetes; Acrospermales; Acrospermaceae. The transcript has a single exon. The record is from RefSeq and is a predicted model, not a curated record. Bases 140 to 1270 code for a protein of 376 amino acids.